Cervus elaphus (red deer) is the source of this 2469-nucleotide messenger RNA. It is a transcript of the gene ANKRD10, whose product is annotated as ankyrin repeat domain 10. The record is from RefSeq and is a predicted model, not a curated record. The transcript has 6 exons. Bases 157 to 1398 code for a protein of 413 amino acids. NCBI's taxonomy places the organism in Eukaryota, Metazoa, Chordata, Mammalia, Artiodactyla, Cervidae. Gene Ontology annotation, molecular function: protein binding.
CCCGCCCCGUCCCUGUGCUCUCUCGGCUCGGCAGCGGGCGAGACGCGGCGGCCGCGCUGCUCUUGCUCCUUUGUGCUCGGACGGCGGCGGUGGCCUCUCGGGUCCUCCCUGAGGCGUCUUCUCUGCUCGCCAGUCCGCGAUCUUACGUGACGGACCAUGUCGGCGGUGGGAGCGGGCGUGGAGGCGGGCUUCUCCAGCGAGGAGCUGCUGUCGCUCCGCUUCCCGCUGCACCGCGCCUGCCGCGACGGGGACCUGGCCACGCUCUGCUCGCUGCUGCAGCAGACGCCGCGCGCCCACCUGGCCGCUGAGGACUCCUUCUACGGCUGGACGCCAGUGCACUGGGCCGCGCACUUCGGCAAGUUGGAAUGCUUGAUACAGUUGGUGAGAGCCGGAGCCACCCUGGACGUCUCCACCACCCGUUACUCACAGACCCCAGCCCACAUCGCUGCUUUUGGGGGACACCCUCAGUGCCUCGUCUGGUUGAUCCAAGCAGGAGCCAGCAUUAACAAACCGGACUGUGAGGGCGAGACUCCUAUUCACAAGGCGGCUCGCUCUGGGAGCCUGGACUGCAUUAGUGCCCUGGUGGCUAACGGGGCUCAAGUCGACCUGAGAAAUGCCAGUGGCCUGACGGCAGCAGACAUUGCUCAAACCCAGGGUUUCCAAGAGUGUACCCAGUUUCUCUUGAACCUCCAGAAUUGUCAUCUGACUCGUUUCUGUCACAAUGGCACCUUAAACGGAGGCCAUCUGAGUGUAUUUCCCAAUCACGUUAGUGUGGGAACAAACCGCAAGAGAUGCUUGGAAGAUGCGGAACCCUUUGGAGUGAAGAAAGCUAGAACCGCAGCCCACAGUCUGGAUGAGUCCAUGCCGCUUGCGAGUGGUGAGGCGGAAGACGACCCCGACAAGAUGCACGUGGACAGAGACCUUGUCACAGAUAUGAAAAACAGUAGCUCCGUAUCGAAUACACUGACAAAUGGAUGUGUCGCCAAUGGACACUUGGACUUCCCCUCCACGGCCCAGCCCGGUGGGAUGGAGAGCAGGCGUGGCCAGUGCGCGGCAGGACUUGGCGGAGUCGGCACUGGCCCGGUUCCAGGGCCGCCUUUCCGGAGCAGCCAGGGCGCCCCCGGCGUUCCCGGGCCUGAGGAGCCGGAAACGAGCGCGCGCAUCGGCCCGGAGACGUGCGGCUCUCUGCACCUCAACGGGAGCCCGAGCAGCUGCGUGGCCAGCAGGCCGUGCUGGGCGGAGGAGAGUCUGCAGUACGGACACUACCACGGCUUCGGGGACACGGCCGAGAGCAUCCCCGAGCUCAGCAGCGUGGUGGAGCACGCCAGCUCCGUCAGGGUGGAGCAGGGCUACCACAGCGCCGUGCUGGGCGCCGCGCACCUGUCCCACGGCUCCUAGGGCGCGGGCCUCCGCCGCGGCGCCCCGGCCCGACGGCGCUUUCCGGAAAAGCGCGCUCCGCGCGGCAGGCCGAGGCCUAACGCGAGGGCCGGCAGGGCUCACUCAGCGCACGGCUGUCUCUCCGCCGGACCGGGGGCCUCUUUCAGGACGCGCUUUUGGAACUCACGUUUUCUGCUGCCAGUCUCAAUAUUCUCUUUUGAAUAACGUCACCAUAAAUUGCUGUUUUACCUUCUGUCAAAUUAAAUUUUAUCUGAUGAAGAAUCGGAGACAGUGAGUGAGGUGCCUGGUAAACCCGCCCCUUGGCACGUGGGUAUCAUUUUGAAGAGCUCGCUUUUCCUCUUCCCUGUAGAAUUUUUGACAGAAGACAACUCUUUCCCUAUGCAAGGUACAGCCUUACACAGAUUUCUUGCAGUGAUUUGUAUGAAGAAAAGAGCGUUUGUCUAUUUCAAAGCCUUUUCCUGGAAAGUUUGCUGCCCGCCGCGGGGUGAAGAUCUUCCUUGUGGAACACGCAGUGGUCUGAGGACAGCCGCGGUGCCUCCUCCAAUGGUGGCGGUCGCCGCCCUGAUUUCACCGACAGCGCGUGCGGCCUGGGCCUGAUUGCCGAGCUGAUGCGUUUUUACCCACGUUUCCUACUCGCGCUUGAGGAUUUUUACCACAGAUAACGGUUUCCUCUAUAUGCAGUGGAAGUUACUCUUUGUAGGGACUGUCAGGUCAACAUAUUUAACUGACUCUUUCGAUCUAUACUUUGUUUUUUCCUUGCUUUUGUUUCUUGGGGUUUUCUGCUUUAAAAUAUAUACCACUAUGUGUAUCCAGUUAACUGAGAGAAUUUUGAAUCUCUCUUAAUAAAGCUGCAUUAAGUUUAUGGUUUUAUAGAAAUUAGCUUUUGUUUAGGCAACUAGUGGUUACACUGUGUGACUGUUGUCAUGAAUUUUUACUUUUCUGAUUUUUGUAAUAAAAAUUGGUGAAGAUAGAAGACGUGUCAGAUGAACAAAACCAGUGUUCUCUGAGUGUCACUAACAUUUUGUUUUUAAACUGUCCUUUACAGAUUGAAUAAAAAACUCUCACACUCAA